Molecule: messenger RNA, 1470 nt
Organism: Gracilinanus agilis (Agile Gracile Mouse Opossum)
Lineage: Eukaryota; Metazoa; Chordata; Mammalia; Didelphimorphia; Didelphidae
Product: gastrula zinc finger protein XlCGF8.2DB-like
Exons: 4
Coding region: 1-1131 (376 amino acids)
Biological process (GO): regulation of transcription by RNA polymerase II
Cellular component (GO): nucleus
Molecular function (GO): RNA polymerase II cis-regulatory region sequence-specific DNA binding; DNA-binding transcription activator activity, RNA polymerase II-specific
Source: RefSeq, a predicted model, not a curated record
AUGUAUUUCACAGCGGAAGAGUGGGGGACCUUGGAGGAAUGGCAGAAAGAGCUUUACAAACAUGUUGUGAUGACCAACUAUGAGACUUUGUUCUCCUUGGGCUAUGCUAUUCCCAAACCAGACUUGAUAAUUCAGAUUGAACGAGGAGAAGAGCCAUUCAUCAGAGAUCAGGGACCUUUGAAGACACUAGAACUGGCCAUUGGUUCCAGUGCUGAUGGGCAUCUUGGCUUGAAGAACAUACAGAUGCAGCUGUUUGACUGUGCCAUCCCCAGGCCAGACUUGAUAACUCAGAUUGAACAAGGAGAAAAGCCUUUCAUCAGCAAUCAAGGGAACUUGGAAACAGAAGACUUUGCUAUCUGCUCUAGUGAUAAUGAGCAUCUUGGCUUGAAGAAUACAGAGAUGCAGAAGUUUUGUGGGGAUUCUGGAUCUUCAAGUUUGAGACAAAAGGAAAGCCAUGGACAUGACCUCCAAAACCAGAACUGGUAUAGACCCUUACCAUUCCGCUGCAAUGCAUGCAGCAGGGGCUUCACCCACAAAUCUCAGCUUGCCAAUCACAUUAGAGUCCAUAGACCCAAGAAGCACUUUCAGUGCACGGAGUGUGAUAAGAACUUUGCCCAAAAGUCUCGACUGCUCAGGCACCAGUGCCUGCACACAGGUGAGAGGCCCUUUCAGUGCCCCAAGUGUGACAAGAGCUUCCACCAGAAGGGGCAUCUGCUCAAACACCUGCCCCUUCACACAGGGGAAAGGCCCUUCCGUUGCCCUGACUGUGACAAAAGCUUCCGAGUAAAGGGUGACAUGAAGGCCCACCAGCGCCGGCAUAGGGAGGAAAAGCCAUUUUCCUGUAGUGAAUGUGGUAAAGGCUUCACCACGCAUCAUUAUCUUACUGAUCACAUCAGAAUCCACACAGGUGAAAGGCCUUUCCAAUGCCCAGAGUGUGGCAAGAGCUUCCGAGUAAAGGGCGACAUGAAGGCCCACCAGCGAAGACAUAUCAAGCCCCGGUCAUUCUGCUGCAGUGAAUGUGAUGAGAAAUUCCACAAGCAAUCUGAACUCACAGACCACAUUAAGGUGCACACAAAGAAACAGCACUACAGGGCUUUGCUGUUUGGACUGAUGGAUCUUGAUUGGAGUUGAGACCAAAUCUAUAGCAUACAACAUGUGAUUAUCAAAGUCAAAGAGUUGAAAAGCAUUUUAAACACUAUCUAACCCUAUUACAUUCUUGACAAAUGACCAUUCAGCUUCUGCUGGACUAUCUCUAGUAACAGGAUCCUUAGUACCUUAUAAAGCAGGUCAUUCCAUUCUGGGGUAGCUCUAAUUGUUGAAAAGUAUUUCCUUAGCUAGAACCAGAAUCAGGCUCCCUAUAACUUCACCUCUUAGUCAUAGUUCUCCUCUUUGACCAAGCAGAAGUUUAGUAACCACAUCACAACUGUUGAAUAUUAUCUGUCCAUUAAAGUGAAUGAUGGAACUGGGUAA